Molecule: messenger RNA, 816 nt
Organism: Cariama cristata (Red-legged seriema)
Lineage: Eukaryota; Metazoa; Chordata; Aves; Cariamiformes; Cariamidae
Gene: APIP
Product: APAF1 interacting protein
Exons: 7
Coding region: 100-648 (182 amino acids)
Cellular component (GO): cytoplasm
Molecular function (GO): metal ion binding; methylthioribulose 1-phosphate dehydratase activity
Source: RefSeq, a predicted model, not a curated record
AGGACAAGUUACAUCCAAGAAAUCUUAUCCCGGAGCUUUGUAGGCUGUUUUAUGGUUUAGGCUGGGUCACAGGAACUGGUGGAGGAAUCAGCUUGAAACAUGGGAGUCCAAAAGGAAAGAAUACAGCCGGAGGAUAUGUUUGUUUGUGACAUGAACGAACAGGACAUCAGUGGUCCUCCACCACACAAGAAACUAAAGAAAAGCCAGUGCACACCUCUUUUUAUGAACGCCUACACUAUGAGAGGGGCAGGCGCAGUGAUCCAUACUCAUUCCAAGGCUGCUGUUAUGGCUACCCUUCUUUACCCAGGGAGUGAGUUCAGUAUUACCCAUCAGGAGAUGAUAAAAGGAAUCCAGAAGUGUACUUCAGGAGGCUAUUACCGAUAUGAUGAUACACUAGUGGUUCCCAUUAUUGAGAAUACACCAGAAGAGAAGGAUCUCAAGGAAAGAAUGGCACGUGCAUUGGAAAAAUACCCAGACUCUUGUGCUGUAUUGGUCAGACGUCAUGGAGUUUACGUAUGGGGAGAAACAUGGGAAAAAGCCAAAACUAUGUGUGAGUGUUACGAUUACUUGUUUGAUAUCGCAGUGCAGAUGAAGCAGCAUGGGCUAGAUCCUUCAAAACAUCCAGCAGGAGAAAACGGGAUCUUGUAAAUGACAACAACUUUUAUAUUCAGGUGUUUCUUACAUGAUGAUGGGAGUUCAAGAUUCCACCUCAUACUGUUAAAACCAGAAGAGGGUGCUGUUAUACUCGGCUGAUUGACGGAUGUUAACAGUCAGCUUUGACUGUUAAACACAUCCAAGAGAAAAGGACAGUUAAAA